CUGCGUAAUUUGAUUUCCUUCCUUCGUAUCAAAAUUCUAUUUGGGACAUCUCUUCUCAAACCAAACAGUGCCUUAUUUGUGUAGUGUGAAUGUGUGAUGGCGAGUCGUUCCUUCUUAAAAAAUUGGAAAAUCCUUGAUUUUGCUUCGUUACUACUGGGAGAGUUUACGAGAAGUAUCAAACCCAUAAAAGACGUUUCUUCAACAUCAUUGACCUUCGUUGAAUUUAAUUAGUUCAAAACGGCGUUGUGUUUCCGGCAAUACCACGACGGAAGGCCCAGAGGCCCCCUUUGGAAAGGAAAAAAGCUCAUUGGCAAAGAAGCGCUUUUUGUCAUAUCGGGGUUUAAGAGGUUUAACGAUGACGAGGAUAAGCUUCACAAGUUCAUCAAAACUCACGUUCUCAGACUCUUGAAGAUGGACAUGAUCGCUGUUCUCACUGAACUUGAGCGCCAAGAACAAGUUUCUCUCGCUCUCAUGAUGUUUAAGGUGAUGCAAAAGCAAGAUUGGUACAAGCCUGAUGCAUACCUCUAUAAGGACUUGAUCAUUGCAUUGGCCAGGGCUAAGAAAAUGGAUGAAGUAUUGCAAUUGUGGGAAAGCAUGAGAAAGGAAAAUCUGUUCCCUGAUUCCCAGACUUAUACUGAAGUCAUAAGAGGCUUCUUGAACUAUGGAUCUCCCGCGGAUGCAAUGAAUAUAUAUGAGGACAUGAAGAAUUCUCCGGAUCCGCCAGAGGAGUUGCCAUUCAGGAUUCUGUUGAAAGGACUUCUUCCGCAUCCUCUUUUGAGAAACAAAGUGAAACAAGAUUUCGAGGAGAUUUUUCCUGAUUCAAGUAUCUAUGAUCCACCACAAGAGAUAUUUGGAGCCCGCUGAGAAUCUCCCAUGGCUAUGGUUCAUCCUGGAAGGAGCUGGAUCUUCAAAUGACUGGAGAUGUAGGAGUUCAGAAUUGAGGCCGCAAUCAUUUUCAAGCUUUGCAUGGUUUUGGAAUGGUUAGUUUGUUGACCGAGGGUUUACAUUUACUGUUUACUAUCCAAGUCCUUGCUCAAGGGAGAUAAGCUUUUGGUAUUGAAACUGAUUGAACUUUACUCAGUUUGAAACAUGUGUAUCGGCAAUGUCAAUGCUCUGUUUCAGUUUCAUCAUCUGUAUCGAAUGUACAAAUUAUUACCAAAGGAAAAGAAAUUCGUUAGUACUUUUCGCCCUACAGUCUUCUCGUGGUGGCUGUAUGUUACUUUGGUUAAAGAAUGAGGGGAAUGGGGCAGUUGCCAUUGUAUCCUUAUACACACUCAUUUUAUGUUGCUAACAUUUAUUAGUUGUUGGUUUCUGACAUAAUAUUUGUCAAUUUGUGUCUUGUAAAAAAACAAGCAUAUUUGACUAGUCGUGUUGGGUAUCA
Messenger RNA from Glycine soja, 1381 nucleotides. RefSeq names its product protein THYLAKOID ASSEMBLY 8-like, chloroplastic. Gene Ontology annotation, molecular function: protein binding. The coding region runs from base 412 to 864 and encodes 150 amino acids. The record is from RefSeq and is a predicted model, not a curated record. The transcript is spliced from 3 exons. Lineage: Eukaryota; Viridiplantae; Streptophyta; Magnoliopsida; Fabales; Fabaceae.